AUGAGCACCCCUACCAGCACCGCCUCUCACGUCCCAACCGGCAGCACCUACCAAGGCGCCCCACCCUUCGAUGGCAGCAGCAAUCCGCAGCAAGACCUUGGCCAAAAUCCCACCGCCCAUAUCGUCACGGGAACCGAGAUCGGCAUCAUCGUCAGCGUCGUCUUCAUCGUCCUUCUCUCAGUCCUGGGCCUUUUCAUCUGGCGUGCUCGCCGAAACCGCGCUGCUGCAGGUAGAGGGGCAAGGUCGGCACAUGAGCGGAUGGAGACGGGUGCUUCGACCACUUCGUUUUCGGGGCACUCGCGGUCGGCGACUACGAUCACUACUGUUACUGCAGGAGAGGAUGUGAAUGGAGGACGUUGGGCUGAGCAGCGGCUGCCCGUCCCGCCUCCUAAGGAUGAGAGGAGGAGUGUUAACUCUAGUGAGACCGAGGUUGGGCUUGGGUACUCAACCAGACGGGAUGAGGAUAGUACGUCGUCGGCGGAUGGAGAUGGGCAGGAGCGCUCGGUUCCGGCUUCGUGGGGAUGGAGUGCGGGUCGUUCGGGGCGAGAUAGUGUUGAGGAGCACGAGAUAGUUUGCCGUGUUUGA
This is a messenger RNA of Pseudomassariella vexata, 585 nucleotides long. RefSeq lists its product as uncharacterized. The record is from RefSeq and is a predicted model, not a curated record. Lineage: Eukaryota; Fungi; Ascomycota; Sordariomycetes; Amphisphaeriales; Pseudomassariaceae. Bases 1 to 585 code for a protein of 194 amino acids. The transcript has 2 exons.